Fundulus heteroclitus (mummichog) is the source of this 5029-nucleotide messenger RNA. It is a transcript of the gene sphk2, whose product is annotated as sphingosine kinase 2. Gene Ontology annotation, biological process: positive regulation of apoptotic process; sphingosine biosynthetic process; sphinganine-1-phosphate biosynthetic process. The coding region runs from base 1264 to 3936 and encodes 890 amino acids. The record is from RefSeq and is a predicted model, not a curated record. Gene Ontology annotation, cellular component: cytoplasm; membrane; intracellular membrane-bounded organelle. The transcript has 8 exons. NCBI's taxonomy places the organism in Eukaryota, Metazoa, Chordata, Actinopteri, Cyprinodontiformes, Fundulidae.
UUCAUCUGCGGGGCCUGAUAACAAAUGACUGGAGCCGGAAGUGGUGGUCUGCUGGUGAUUGGAGAAUGUCGGUGGGUGUUCCAAUGUUUUCCUUGCCGUCAUUGGGCUUCCUCUCCGCCGCUCAGAGCUGCUGCCGCCUCGGCUCCAGACGCUUCCUGCUCCCAGUCGCUUCUCGCAGUCCUGAAGAGGAGGACAGGAUGAGGAACAGAGAUGUUUGGGAAGGAACGUGACUGCUCGGGCUUCACUUAAAGACACUAAGAUGACAUAAACUAAGGACUCGCCAGGAACUGUUUCCUUGUGUAUUUUCUUUGUUCCUCUUUUUUUUUUGUUCGUUUGUUUGGCUUCUCCGUGUUUUGUUCUUGUCAGGUGUCAUUUGCAGAAGCCAUUUUUUUUUUUUUUUUCCGACAACAAAUCGUUAAUUUAUCACACUACUGUCCCGAAAGCGUUGUUUCGUCACUCCUCCUGUCCGCGUCCUACGUAUAUCUCUGAGAUUUCAGAUAGCAAUAGAGGUUUCAAAGGUCUUUCGGAGCUGCACUUAUCAUCUCCUCGGGGCAUUCAUCACACUGCAGGCUGCACUCGUCAUGCAACAUACACUUUAAAGAAUCGCUGCACAUUACUUUAACGAACCCGGGCCUCCUUUCAUAGAGAAGGUGUGUUUUUUGCUUUUUUGUCUUAUUGAUACUUUAUCGCUGUAUGGUAGACUUCUGCGAAGAGGUUCGGUUUUGUACCUUUGUGUGACUAUUUAAAGCUCACUGCUUAAUUACCUGCUGCCUUGUUUUGCUACGACAAAAGGCAGCUUUGAACUGGAAAAGGCUUUGUUUUUGUACUUAUGCAAUUUCUUUGUGAAAGGCCCGUGUUUUAAAUGACUGAUUUUCUUACGUUGAAGUAUUUCCUGUCCACUUUUCGACUGGCAGGGAACUAGUUGCUGACAGCUGUUAAUGUCAAACUGUGAUUGCUUUUUUUUUUCUUUUCUUCCAUUUUCACUGGAUUAUUUCUCUAAACGGCUGCCUCUUUAUACCGAAAGAAGUUUGUUUUUCAAAUGAAGACCCCCAUCAGAGAACCACUCUGAUGAACUGAAGUUUUCUGCCGACUCUGCAUGAAGAAGGAUUUUUUUUUUUUUUGAAGUGAUUUCAGGGAUGAAGUUGUUUUCGGUUAAUUUUUAGAUUUUUCCUCCCGACGGCUCGUCUGAGCUUCUGAUUGCAAAAGCUUUUUUACCGUUUGCCUCGUCAGACUGGCAGACGGCGUCCACUUCAAAAAGCGAGGAUGCGCUCCCCGGAACCGUCCUCGCCGUCUCCGGCCGAAGCGCUCCUUCACGGUCAGUUCGCCAGCUGGGAGUCCGGCAGCAGCAACAACAACAACAAUGGCUGCCCGGACAGCCCCGGAGGUUCAGGAGGACUCUCCCCCGCCACCUCGCCGGCUCCAGCCUCUAACUACGCCCUGACCCUCACCCACACCCACAUCCACGUUCAGCGCCUGUCGCCGCGGCCCGGAAAGGAGGCCCGCCUCCUGCUGCCUCUGUCCGAGCUGCUCGGGUGCAGCUGUCCCCGCGCCCCCGCGCCGCCGCUGCUGGUGCUGUACUGGUACCCGCCGGGGAAACGAAGGAAGGGCGUGUCCAGACGGCGGCAGGUGAGAGCGUACCUGGCGGAGAGCCGGCCUGAAGCGGAGAGGUGGUCGGCUGCUGUCCAGUGUUUGCUCAGAGAGGUGCCCGUAACACCCAACACAGAGUUUUCAAGAAGUCUGCUACCUCGUCCCAGGCGACUACUGUUAUUGGUCAAUCCGUUCAGCGGAAGAGGCCAAGCGAUGCAAUGGUGUCAGACCCACAUCCUGCCAAUGAUUAGGGAGGCCAACAUCAGCUAUAACCUCAUACAGACAGAGCGCCAGAACCACGCAAGGGAGCUCAUCAGAGACAUCCCGCUCUCCGAGUGGGACGGCAUCAUCAUUGUGUCUGGAGACGGCCUGCUGCAUGAGGUGAUCAACGGUCUGAUGGAGCGCCCAGACUGGGAACAAGCAAUAAAAACACCGGUUGGUAUCCUGCCCUGCGGCUCUGGGAACGCUCUGGCCGGCUCCAUCAACCACUACGCAGGGUAUGACAUGUGCCUUCGAGAGCCGCUCCUUUUAAACUGCUGCUUUUUGCUCUGCCGAGGCGGGGUCCGACCCAUGGACCUGGUCUCUGUAACAACAAGCCCUCCUCCCUCCAAAAACAGCCACGCCGCAGCUCCCAGGAGACUGUUUUCCUUCCUCUCUGUUGCCUGGGGGUUUGUGUCUGACGUUGACAUCGAGAGUGAGAGGUAUCGCGGCUUGGGCUCAGCCCGCUUCACUCUGGGCACUUUGGUGCGCAUUGCCUCUCUUCGAUCGUACAAGGGCAGUUUGUCCUACCUGCCUCCUUCUGUUGCCAUGUCCUCAAAUGGGACGCCUCCACCACGGAGACCCCUCUCCCGCAGCAUUACGGAAGGCCUGGAGAGCUUCUGUAAGACGCCCAUCCAUCGCACUUGCUCCGACAUGGGCAUCAGUGAGCAGAGGAGCCUCCUGCGCAGGGUGGAUGGUGAGAGGGAGAAAGAGGAGAGGCAGAGAGAGAGGACGAGGAGGAGACAGAGGGGUAGGGGGAAAAGGACCGGUGUGGUGAGGGCUAGCAGUCUGGCAGAAGACCGAGAGAGGGAGGGGGAGAUGGAGAUAGAGAUGGAGGCGGAAGAGAAGUCCGGAACGAGUUCCGAGUCAAAUGAAAGGGACGAGUCCAAUAUGGGAAGAGAAGAAAAGUUGGCAGGGAUUAGGGACGAACGGGAAGACGAGGAAACAUCAGAGCAAGACUCUUGUGAAAUGCUGGAGGAUGACGACGGGAGGGACGAGGAAGGCAGCGGCGGUUCUCUAGAGGCGGACGGAGUGUUGCGUGCCAGGGAAUUGGGCGAAAGCUACGGCGUGGACAUGGGGAGGGAGGCGCAAGAAGAGCCUGGAGACGGUUCCCAGGACGAGCUUCAGGAAGCCAGAGAGGUGGUAAGAAAGAACUCGGCUCCUUCAAGCCAGAUAGCGAACACUCUGCUGAGCCAGCCUCUCGGCCAGGAAGCCAGCAGAGACUCUGGCAUGUCGUGCAGCAUGGAGGACCUGGAUCUGAACGAAACCUACUUCCAGAAACAGUCUUACCCUCUGGAUGUGGCCCGGGAGCGAUCUCUCACCAUCUCCUCCCCCUUCCGUCACAAACCCUUCUCCUACAAGCAGAAAGCUCUGGACCAAAACCACAACGCCUCCCGUCAGAGGCCCCACUCACUCCUCCAGCACUCCAACUCCAACUCCCUCCCCCCCAAAAUGACUCCGCCCUCCUUUUCUCCCUCACCGCCCUCCUCCCCUUCCUGUACAUCCCCGCGCUCGUCAUCCUACCUCGCCCCCCGUCCAAACACCCCCAAUUCCCCCCUGAGCUCUCCCUCGUUCCAUUCGCCGUCCUCGUCCUUUAACUUUGAAAUCAUGGAACCAGCAGGAUCUCUGAAGAACCGUCCAUUCGUCUCGCUGCCUUUUGAUAUACCGAGGGACGACUUGUUACCCCCACUCGACCAGCCUCUCCCCACCAGAGAUUGGGUCACCAUUGAAGGGGACUUUGUCUUGGUCCUGGCCCUUUACCAGUCCCACCUCGGGGCUGACCUCCACGCUGCACCUCAGGCCAGGUUUGACGACGGCCUGAUCCACCUGACCUUUGUCCGGGCAGGCAUCUCCAGAGCCACCCUACUCAGACUGUUCUUUGCCAUGGAGAAAGGAAACCACCACUCGGUCACCUCGCCGUACGUGAGCCACGUAACCUGCAAGGCCUUCAGGCUGCAGCCGCUGUCCACACGGGGGACUCUCACUGUGGACGGAGAGCUUGUGCCCUAUGGACCGCUGCAAGCGCAGGUUCAUCCUUCCCUGGCCCGUCUCAUUGUUGGAGACACUGGAGUAAAGAUUACCAGACUUUAAUAAGGGAUUUUUGAUUUUACUUAUACUUACAUAUCAACACUCUAAUGAAGAAUCUUAUCUCUGUUGCCAUUUUGCUCUCAGAGGGAGGUGAGAGUGGUGAAUUUGAGACACUAGCCUUGUUCCAGGAAACAGCUUUUGUAGGUAAUAAUGAAAGGGAUAACACACCGAGCCAUGCGUCAUUGGACAAUGACCGCAGGGAUUAAUACUACAUUUUAACAAACUGUCUUUAAAACGCACUUCGUUGCACAGAUGGAUCACGCACAGCGUAUGUAAAGAUGGGGAACUGCACAGUCUUGGAUAAGAAGAGGGCGUACCAAUACCAAUUGAAUGUUUUGGGAGGGGGGGGGGGGUCUUUUGGAGCAGAUAGUGCAUGAGUUGAAUGUGUACAUGUCAGUAUGCAUGCAGAGAAGCACUAACUGAUUUUUGCCUUACACUGCGACAAUGAGAAGUUUGAUAUCAAAGAAAAAAAAAUGUUCUGGGCCAGUUAGAAUACACGGAAAUUAUUUGCUGUCCCUUACCAGGACUCUCACCACUGUUCAGCUCUUAAGAGGACAAAAACUUUGGUCCUUCAAAGUAAUGCCUUAUCUGCCAUUGCACAGCUCAGCUGUACCUUUGAUCAUUCUCUUAUGUAAUAAGCCUAAACCUUUUUUUUUUUAAGUAAAGUUCUGUUAAAAGGAUAUAAGUGGUUAAUUUCUUACCUGUAAUGGACAAAUCCCCUGGUGUUUAUUAUAAAGAUUAGUUUGAUUCUGAAGCUAAAGCUAAUAGCUAGUCCAGUCAGAGCCUGUUUCAGACAGCUCUUCUGCUGUAUUGAAAAAGCUCAGAUCACAAAAUGUAACAAAGAUUAAUAAGAAGGUUGGUUUUUUUGUGAGCCUUUAAAUUGUCGUCAAAUUUAGUUUAGACUCGUAUACAAAAAAAUGCACGAUUAGUCAGACAGGAAAUUGAGGCUGGAGGUAAUGCUCUAACAAUUAAUUUCUGUUCCUGGAACGAUUAAAGCAUUUCUGAUCAGAGAAGCUUUAUGAAAUAAAAGUAAAGUUGCUUAAAUAAUAGGAAAAGUACUAUAGUGGAUUAAAUGAAAGCUAUUCAUAUAUUUUUA